This is a messenger RNA of Oncorhynchus nerka (sockeye salmon), 4354 nucleotides long. It is a transcript of the gene dxo, whose product is annotated as decapping exoribonuclease. NCBI's taxonomy places the organism in Eukaryota, Metazoa, Chordata, Actinopteri, Salmoniformes, Salmonidae. Gene Ontology annotation, molecular function: mRNA 5'-diphosphatase activity. The record is from RefSeq and is a predicted model, not a curated record. Gene Ontology annotation, cellular component: nucleus; cytosol. Gene Ontology annotation, biological process: nuclear-transcribed mRNA catabolic process; NAD-cap decapping. The transcript is spliced from 7 exons. Bases 108 to 1427 code for a protein of 439 amino acids.
GCAGCCGACUCCGAAACAUACCGCCACCUAUCCGUCAGGAUCAACUGUUACACAUCCUGCAAAACAGAAGUAACGUUAGCUAGCUAGCUAAUAAGACGGUGAUCACCAUGGACCAACGCCACCAGUCCCACCACAGACCCCAACAUCCAAACUCCAAUCACCACGACAACCACCAGUCAACAUUCAAGAGAGACAUGGAUGACAGUGGGAGAGGCCAUUUCCAACACAAGCGCUUCAGACCCGGUCAGAACCAUCACCCGGCUGGCCCUUCAACACCCCCAUCUAGCCCCCCAACCCAGAGCCUGAGCAUACAACGACAGCUGUACGAGAGAGACUUCCCCUUAUACAAACAGCCUGUGGAGGUGGGACAUUUCUCCCUGGACUCUGAGCGCAGGUUUUUCAAUGAUGCCCGGCAGCUGCGUUACUACGUGGAGCCGGAGAAGAGUUGUCCUAACUUCGACUUGAGGGACGGGUACAGGGGCCGCUUCGUCAAGAGGGACGACAGGGUGAAGGAGAAACUGGACCACAUCCUCAGAUGGAUCCUGGCAAACAGGUCCAAGCUGCACUCGAAGGACACAGCUGCUUCUUCUUCCCCAUGUGCAUUAGGUGUAGACAUUGUGACAUGGCGCGGCCACCUAACCAAGCUGUUGACCACGCCUUAUGAGACCCGGGAGGGCUGGCUGCUGGCUGUGACCAGGAUGGGGGGGACACUGUACAUCAGUGAGGUGGAGACGGAGGCUGCACGCCGGGACCGGGAGAACCGCACCGAGAGACACGAGGAGAUGAUGUACUGGGGGUACAAAUUUGAACAGUACACCUGUGCAGAUGACGCCCAGAGUCUUCCAGAUCCAGGUGGGGUUGUAAACACCAACGAGGCCUUCUGCACUGUAGUCCAGACCCGGCUAGCCGAGCACAGACUGCUGUUCUCUGGCGAGGUGGACUGUCGGGACAAAGACCCCAAGGCCCCGUCUCCUCCAGCCAAUUACAUCGAGAUGAAGACCUCACUGGAAAUCUCCACCCCCAAACAACGCAGCAACUUCCACAGGUUUAAACUACUAAAGUGGUGGGCCCAGUCCUUUCUUCCUGGGGUACCGCGAAUCGUAGCUGGUUUCCGUGAUCAUGACGGAGUGGUUGUGUCUGUGGAGACUUACCACAUCUCCAAGAUAUCUCAGCUUAUCAAGAAUGAAACCAACUGCUGGAAGCCAACUGUCUGCAUGAACUUCUGCUGUGAAUUCCUGUCCUUCGUGAAGAGUGUGGUCACAGAAGACGAUCCAAGGGUGGUGCACCUGUUCUCAUGGGAUCCACACCGAGACGUCACCUACUCCAUCCACAGAGACUCUCAGUACUCCUUCCUACCAGACUGGUACGUCAGGGAGAUGACCAGUUCAACCAGUCGUGAGACACACCACCACCCACCUCAGACCUGAUUCAGAACAAACCUGACAAUGGCCCGUAUUGACAAAGCAGCUCAGAGUAAGACUGCUGAUCUAGAAUCAGGUCCCUCAUCCUAUUCAUUCUGAUUUAGUAGGCAAAACGGAGCCUAGAUCAGCACUCCUACUCUGAUAUGCUUUAUGCGUACAGGCCAAGGUUUUCACCUUACACCAGUAUGGACUUGAAGCAAUACUUUAACGCUGAAACCUGUUAUUUGAUAAUGAAGUAGAAACACACCAAGCGCCCUGAAGGAGUAGGCGGGUUCUGACGGGUCGGUUUUUGACGAUAAAGAAAGUCAUUUUAUUCAACUUCCAGUUAUAUAGUGUGGAUCAGCAUGGACUUUAGCAUUCACAAACCAGCUUUUGGGACUUUCUCACAAAUGGUGUCCAGGUUUACAGAAGACAUAUCUUUCCUAAUGGUUUGUGGUGUCUUUUUUUAUGUGAAGUAUUUACAUUUUUCAGCUCAUCUCUGAUUUUUAUUUUAUUACAAAUUCUGUGAUUUGAAUGUAACAGUUGCGGUUUGAAGUGUCUGCUCUGAAACUGUCGAACAAUAGUACCAUAACAAGAUUUAAUUUCCCAAUCAAACCUUUUUAUUAUUAACCCCAUGGGCACAUCGGUCACUUAUCAUGUUCUUUUCUGAAGUACAUUAAUUAAAUUAUGCCACAAAAAAACAAAACUUAAGAACAUCAAUAUUGCAUAAGCAGUUUUAACCAGUGUCAGAAUGCAUUGUCCUUUGUCCUAUAAUAAAUGACACCUUCAUUGAAUGACGCAUUGACAAUGUCGCAGAUGGUAGAAAACAUCCCAGGUAAAAGUCUGAUUCUACAAUGCAGUUGUGCUGAAUGGAAUUAACUAAAAGAAACACUAUUUGCUCUGUAAAGAUGUUAAUCUGUCAUAGCUUUCAUUUAUUUCAAUGCAAUUUACAGAAUUAUUAUUCAUUUAAAAUCUGCAGAAUGCAUACUAGUCCUAGAGUUCUCCAUGAAGGCACAUCUUGUCAUGUCCUACUGUAUGUCCUUAAUCAUUCCUCAAGUCAGAAGUGGAAAUAGACUGUUAUAACAACAUACAGUGCAUUCUGAAAUGACUCAGACCCCUUGAAUUUUUCCACCGUUUGUUACGUUACAGCCUUAUUCUAAAAUUGAUUCAAUCCCCCCCCCCCUCAAGCUACACACAAAACCCCACAAUAACAAAGCAAAAACAGGUUUAGAAAUGUUUGCAAAUGUAUAACUAAUAAAAAAAAAAAAAACAUUUACAUAAGUAUUCAGACCCUUUACUCAGUACAUUGUUGAAGCGCCUUUGGCAGCUAUUACAGCCUCAAGUCUUCUUGGGUAUGAUGCUACAAGCUUGGCACACCUGUAUUUGGGGAGUUUCUCCCAUUCUUCUCUGCAGAUCCUCUCAAGCUCGGUCAGGUUGGAUGGGGAGGGUUGCUGCACAGCUAUUUUCAGGUCUCUCCAGAGAUCUUCCUCCGGGCUCUGGUUGGGCCACUCGAGGACUUUCAGAGACUUGUCUCAAAGCCACUCCUGCAUUGUCUUGGCUGUGUGCUUAUGGUCAUUGUCCUGUUGGAAUGUAAACCAUCUCCCCAGUCUGAGGUCCUGAGCAGGUUUUCAUAAAAUAUCUCUGUACUUUGCUCCGUUCAUCUUUCCUUUGAUCCUGACUAGUCUCCCAGUCCCUGCCACUGAAAAACAUCCCCACAGCGUGAUGCUGCCACCACCAUGCUUCACCGUAGGGAUGCCAGGUUUCCUCCAGACUGAACUCUUUGGCCUGAAUGCCAAGUGUCACAUCUUGGUUUCAUCAGACCAGAGAAUCUUGUUUCUCAUGGUCUGAGAAUCCUUUAGGUGCCUUUUGGCAAACUCCAAGCAGGCUGUGCCUUUUACUGAGGAGUGGCUACCAUCUGGCCACUCUACCAUAAAGGCCUGACUGGUGGAGUGCUGCAGAGAUGGUUGUCCUUCUGGAAGGUUCUCCCAUCUCCACAGAGGAAGUCUGGAGCUCUGUCAGAGUGAACAUCGGAUUCUUGGUCACCUCCCUGACCAAGGCCCUUCUCCCCGGAUUGCUCAGUUUGGCCGGAAAGCCAGCUCUAGGAAGAGUCUUGGUGCUUCCAAACUUUUUCCAUUUUAUAAUGUUGGAGGCCACUGUGUUUUUGGGGACCUUCAAUCCUGCAGACAUUUUUUAGUACCCUUCACCAGAUCUGUGCCUCGACACAAUCCUGACUCGAUGCUCUAUGGACAAUUCUUUCGACCUGAUGGCUUGGUUUUUGCUGACAUGCAAUGUCAAUUGUGGGACCUUAAACAGAUGUGUGCCUUUCCAAAUCAUGUCCAAUCAAUUGAAUUUACCACAGGUGGACUCCAAGUUGUAGAAACAUCUCAAGGAUGAUCAAUGGAAACGGGAUGCACCGGAGCUCAAUUCAGAGUCUCAUAGCAAAGGGUCUGAAUACUUAUGUAAAUAAGGUAUGUUUUAAUUUAAUACAUUUGCAGAAACUUUUAAAAACCUGUUUUCACUUUGUCAUUAUGGGUUAUUGUGUGUAGGUUGAGGGGGAAAAAAUUAAUACAUUUUAGAAUAAGGCUCCUGAUUGGCGCAGCGGUCUGAGGCACUGCAUCUCAUUGCUAGAGGUGUCACUACUGACCCUGGUUCAGCAGUCUGAGGCACUGCAUCUCAGUGCAAGUCCCACUGCAGUCCCUGGUUCGUAUCCAGGCUGCAUCACAUUCGGCCGUGAUUGUGAGUCCCAUAGGGUGGCGCACAAUUGGCCCAGCGUCUUCCGGUUUUGGCCGAGGUAGGCCGUCAUGGUAAAUAAGAAUUUGUUCUUAACUGACUUGCCAAGUUAAAUAGAUUUUUGAAAAUAAGGUAACAAAAUGUGUAACGCGUCAGGGGUCUGAAUUUAUUCCGAAUGCACUGUAAGUCAGAAUUUCGGUGCAAUAAAGAUGUAGUAAAAUGGA